UAGAGCUGCCCUGCGGGGGACGAAGGAGGUACCGCAACCAUUUUAACUAAAUUCACGAACCGGUGUGAGUGUGAGGAUAAUCUCUGGGCCGCCCAUUGCUUGUUUGUUUCUACAUAAGAUGGAGUUGACCCUUCAUUCCUUAGCAUUUAUAGCACUAGUGAAGUUUUAGGGAGAGGGAGAGAGAGCACAGAGAGAGAGAGAGAGAGAGAGAGAGAGAGUGAGUGAUAGUGAUAGCAGAGAGGGAGAGAGAUGGAGGGUCUGAAAUGGAGUUUGUUAGCUCUGCUACCACUCCUUGCAUCUGUUAUACUCUUCUACAUGAAAACCCCUCCUCAAAAGCCAUCUCACAGCGAGUGCAGCCUUCUUGAUCACAACGAUUUCUGGAUAUCCAGCAAGCGUAUUGUGACACCAAAAGGGGUGAUUUCUGGUGCAGUUGAGGUCAAAGGAGGAAACAUUGCGUCUGUAAUGGAAGAGGAUUGGCAAGAGAAUGUCGGGACUGGACAAGUGAUUGAUUAUGGGGAGGCUGUUGUCAUGCCUGGUCUGAUCGAUGUGCAUGCGCAUCUUGAUGAUCCUGGAAGAACAGAAUGGGAAGGAUUUCCUUCAGGGACUAGAGCAGCUGCUGCUGGUGGGUUAACAACUUUGGUUGACAUGCCUCUUAACAGUUUUCCAUCUACAGUUUCCGAAGAAACUUUUGAACUCAAGAUCAAGGCUGCAGCAAAGAGGAUCUAUGUUGAUGUUGGUUUCUGGGGAGGUCUGGUUCCAGAAGCGAUUUCAUUUAAAUGAAAUCGCUUUUUCUCUUUGCUGUAGUCCUUUAUGUGUCCUUCGGGGAUCAAUGACUUUCCCAUGACAAAUGCUGGCCAUAUUAAGGAAGGAUUGUCCAUACUGGCAAAGUAUAGAAGACCUUUACUUGUACAUGCAGAGAUUCAACAAGAACUUGAAGAUAUUGCAGAUGAUCCUCGAUCCUAUUCAACAUAUCUCAAGACUAGGCCUGCUUCAUGGGAAGAGGCAGCUAUUAGAGAGCUCUUAACAGUAACAAACAGCACAAGGGCUGGUGGCCCUGCUGAAGGAGCUCAUCUUCACAUUGUUCAUCUGUCUGAUGCGAGAUCUUCCUUAGAUCUAAUUAAGGAAGCAAAAAACAGCGGUGAUAGCAUAACUGUUGAAACUUGCCCCCAUUAUUUAGCCUUUUCGGCCGAAGAGAUUCAUGAUGGGGAUACCCGUUUUAAGUGUGCUCCACCCAUUCGUGAUGCUGCCAAUAGAGAAAAACUAUGGGGAGCAUUGAUGGAUGGACAUAUUGACAUGCUAAGCUCUGAUCAUUCACCAACAGUUCCAGAACUCAAACUCUUCAAUGAUGGUAACUUUUUGAAGGCAUGGGGUGGUAUAUCUUCUUUGCAGUUUGUUCUUCCUGUGACAUGGUCCUAUGGGCGUAAAUAUGGAAUGACUUUGGAACAGUUAGCUUCAUGGUGGAGUGAGAAGCCUGCCAAACUUGCCGGCCUAGAUUUGAAGGGGGCGAUUGCAAUUGGAAACCAUGCAGAUAUAGUGGUGUGGGAACCAGAAGUGGAGUUUGACCUCAAUGAUAGUCAUCCUACAUAUGUCAAGCAUCCUAGUAUCUCAGCCUACAUGGGAUCAAGACUAUCUGGAAAAGUUUUGGCGACUUUCGUGAGAGGCAACCUUGUCUACAAAGAAGGGAAGCACGCUCUUGCUGCCUGUGGCGUCCCCAUCCUUGCAAGAUAAUGAGAUGAACUUGCAGGUUUCAGUUAAGAUGGUUCACCAAUUGUGGGGGAUCUGGGGGGCAAUGUAAGAGAAUACCAAUCACUUUGAUCUGUUGAUCUGACUGGGCGUUUCAAGUCAUUGGAUGAUUCUGGCUAUGGACCUACUGUUGAUUGGUUGUAUAUUUGGAUGCAUAUGAGGGAAAUGUACAUAUUGCGACCUACAAAAACUGAGCCAAAAAAAUAAAAAAAAUGAAACCUAGAAAAUUUCACUGCAGGAUUUUCAAUUUCAUUCUAAAAAAGAUCACAACUUACUAAUAUUAAUUUGUCUUCUCAAUCCUGAGUUCAUUGUCACCCACGUCUAUCCCCCAUAAUCAAUGAAGUUGGGUUGAAUGAUGUUUA
Messenger RNA from Camellia sinensis, 2105 nucleotides. The record is from RefSeq and is a predicted model, not a curated record. NCBI's taxonomy places the organism in Eukaryota, Viridiplantae, Streptophyta, Magnoliopsida, Ericales, Theaceae.